Anopheles funestus (African malaria mosquito) is the source of this 4337-nucleotide messenger RNA. Its product is annotated as retinal homeobox protein Rx. Gene Ontology annotation, biological process: positive regulation of transcription by RNA polymerase II. Bases 763 to 3660 code for a protein of 965 amino acids. The transcript has 6 exons. Gene Ontology annotation, molecular function: DNA-binding transcription factor activity, RNA polymerase II-specific; RNA polymerase II cis-regulatory region sequence-specific DNA binding. NCBI's taxonomy places the organism in Eukaryota, Metazoa, Arthropoda, Insecta, Diptera, Culicidae. The record is from RefSeq and is a predicted model, not a curated record.
GUUGCACUAACGCUUCUCGGUGGUCUCGCGUGUUUCUUUCGGACUCGGAUUUUAGCGUGUUUAAAAAUUCGCGUGCGCCUUAUUCGUGUGUGUGUGUGCGUGCGUGUGUAAGUUGUUCAUAGACGACGGAACCGUGUGCCAGGGUUUUGUCCCCGCGUGCAAUUGUGUUUUACAUCGCGUGAGUGUGAGAGUUUUUUGUUGUGUGUGUUUUUUUUUGUUUUGGUGUUGUGUUGUGCUGUUUUUUGGCGCAGCACGGCUUUUUCCACCUCAUGCUCGAGGGGGUCGCUCGUGAUGUUGAUGGUUUGAUUCUGACAAUUUUCCCGUCGUUACAAGCAGAGCAGGGAAAUUCUUCUAGUGCAGUUUAGUGUACCAAACGAAUUAAAAAACCAAGGCAAACACAAAUAAAUAGAACCUGUUGUUUGCAUAGUUUCUUAUCUUGCCAAGGAUAAUAACGUAAACCACAUGCGGUCAUUACGGUUUAAAGUGCGUUAAGAGUGUUUGUGUGAAAAAGUACAGAGCCUGUUCGCUAUGCUGUGUGUUAUCAACAUCGCUUAUCAACUCGUAUAUCUGUUAAGCAAACAUCGCAAUGUUGUCAAUGUGUUUCUGGGGGAAAAAUCGAAUUACUCUGUGUGUAAUAUGUGUUAAAAUAUUAUAAAAUUUUGGUAUCCAAUCGGUGCUGCAAUCAAUUAGUUUGUAGGAAGAUGGAUGAUUCGAUAUGCAAGCAUGAUCUUAAGUGCGUAAUAUUUAUCUCACCGUGUAUGAAUGGUGAUCGCAAUUUCUAAGGCGAAAUCAGAAAAACAAUUUCAUCAAAAACUGCUCAGUGCAUUGGAUUAUUACGAUUAUCCCGAUAAGAGUUUCAAAAGCACACAGACCACUCCACUUUCUUCUGCUCUCUCGCCCCACCGUUCGCACGUCUUGCAUCCGCUUUCGCUUACGAUGGACAUCAAGUCCCUGUCCGAGGUGCAGAAGCAGAUCUUCACGAAUCUGAUCGAGAAGUUGAUCGCACGCAAUAAGUUCCCGCCGAGCGAAGCCGAGGACGUGCAGAAGCUGUUGGAGAACGUGCGCGAUGCGAAAAAUUUCCACAAAAUCAUGGAAAAGCUAAAGGAAUGCGGUCAGCUGGACGUCGACAUCGAGGAAAACUUCCGCGAAGAGAAUGGCAUUUUUCUAAAAGAUACGGCGAAAAAACUCGGACCCGGCGGCCAAACGCUCACACCGCGCCACACGAUCGACGCAAUAUUAGGUUUGAAUAAUUGUGACAACGGAGGCGACUCUAGCGAUGCAACCGAUCUGAGCGCAUCACCUCUGAGCCAGAUCAAGCUGUGCGAUCAGCAGCAAAUGAUGGCGAAAGCACAGCUGCCCGUCACGUACGGUCUCGGUAGUCCCUCGAGUCCGGACAAGUAUCAGCAACAGUUAGCCAAUUACCAGAGCCACAUCAAGUCGCUGGACCUUGUGGCGGCCGCUUCCCUCGAUGCGUCCUCACCCCAGAGCGCGCUCCAUCAUCAGCUACCGUCCCACCAUCACCUGCACCAUCAUCACAGCCACCAACAGCACCCGUCGGCCGUACCUCACCUGCAUCAGCAUCCCGCCCAUCAUCCGCAUCAUGCGCACAAUCACCUUCAGCAGCAUUUGCAUCAGCAGCAGCCACAGCAGCAUCUGACCCAUCCCCACCAAUUGCCUUCGCCGACGCAUCAGUCACAGCACCAGCUCACACUGCACCAUGGGCAGCAUCCAGGUGCCCUCGGUCAGCAGCCACCGUCCCAUCCGUCCCUGGCCGAGCUCGAGUACAUGAAAACGCUCAAGGAGACGAACAAAUACUUCAUCGAUCGUAACUACCGUGCCGCCUCGUUGAGUUACGGCGGUGGACGCAGUGGUCCGGAUGGUCCCCCGGAAGAUGGAACAGGCUCCUCGGUGGGAGGUGCAACUGGUGGUGGUAAUGGUGGUGGAGAAUACGAGGAGGAUCUUUCCUCCCCAACCAGUGCAGGUAGUGGCAAUGGAAGCGGUAGUCUCAAGCGCAAAUACGAUCGUACGAGAGAUGGCGAAGAUCGAUCGGGCGGAAAUGGUGACGCUGGUGGUGGUGGCGUCCUGCUGCCGGCGGACGGCUCCGAAAGCAAUCCGACGUCCGACAGCUCCAUUAACAAAUAUAAUAAGCUGCAUGAGUCAGCCGAUAAAUCAAUUAGGGCUAAUAGUUUCGAUUAUAUGAAAAAUUUCGACGAGCUCCGUGCCCGACAGGCUGCGGCCUACGAAGCGGAACAGCAACAUCAUCAUCAUCAUCAUCAUCAGCAACAGCAGCAACAGCAGCAGCAUCACCACCAACAGCUUCAGGUUCUUCACCAGCAGCAACAGACACAACAACACCUUUCGCAAUCACAACAUCCGCAACAGACAUCACCGUCGUCGGGGCAGCUCGGUUCCUCGGCCGGUGGCAAUCCGGGGACGGAAGAGUACAACCCUCACCGACAGUCGACGGAUAGUGGGGCGGACAAGGGUGCCGAUGAUGGUGGUGUGAGUUACGCGUCUAGUGAAGAGCUCAACCAAACGACGUCUAGUGAGCAGGGCGAAAAAGUGGGCUCCGGCAGUGAUGAUGAAGGAGGUGAUGAUAACUGUUCGAAAAAGAAGCAUCGACGAAAUCGGACCACAUUUACCACCUAUCAGCUGCACGAGUUGGAACGAGCCUUCGAAAAGAGCCACUAUCCUGAUGUCUACUCGCGCGAGGAGUUGGCGAUGAAAGUCAAUUUGCCGGAAGUACGAGUACAGGUUUGGUUUCAAAAUCGUCGCGCAAAAUGGCGCCGGCAGGAGAAGUCGGAAAGCCUGAGGCUAGGGUUGUCCCACUUCUCGCAGCUUCCCCAUCGGUUGUCCUGCAAUGGUGGUAAUCUUCCGGUCGAUCCUUGGCUGUCUCCACCGCUGCUAUCGGCACUACCAGGGUUCCUGUCGCACCCGCAAGGAGUCUACCCGAGCUACUUGACACCCCCACUCAGCCUCAACCCGUCCAAUCUCGGCAUGACUAAUCUCGGCCUGGGACACCCGAACGGGCCCCAGAAUCUACGCAUCUCUCCCCAAAGUAUGGCGGCCAUGUCUCCUCAGAUGACACCCGGCAGCAUGCGCCUAUCGCCUCCGCACGUUAACGGAUCGCUUGGCGGUCCACAGAACCUGUCGAUGCCGCAUCAAUCCCAACCGGGACCACACGGUCCGCAACCUCCGACACCUCGUCAUUCACCCCUGGAAGGGCCCAUGGGAAGUUUGGCCGGAUCACAACCUCCACCGUUACCACCCACCGCCGGAUCAACUCCCAUUACCAUACCGAUUUCUUCACCGCAAAACCUCUCGCUAACACCACCGGGGUUACGCUCUCCACCGCCCGGUGCCACGACAGCCGGCUCUCAAGUCCAUCUGGGCCAAUCGCUCAGCCCGAACUCACCCUCACCGACGGGAUUAAAGAUUGCCAAACUGACCCCGAUCGAUCCCGGUUCAGAAAGCGAUACUCCCGCCACAGCCGAUACGUCCAAAGCGGCACCGACAACGACAACGUCGACUACAGCUCUCAACAUGACCGUAAAUCAUCAUCACUCAACGGAUAUGCGCACCAAUUCGAUCGCGACGCUGCGCAUCAAAGCUAAGGAACAUCUGGAAAACUUAAGCAAAGGCAUGACCACGAUGGUGUAAUACAUGGCUUCACCUACCAAUGAUGUGUGUGUAAGUGUGUUCUUGUACAAAAUGUAAGGUAAAUCUGCAGACGGAAUCGUAACUUAAUAAAUAUGUCCACAACUCGUACCGUAUAAGCUAGAGUAAAGUAGGAAAACUCGAAGAAAAAAAAAACAGUAAACUAACAUUGUGAUCAGGAGCAGGUGUUUUGUUUGUAAAUAAAUGUAACCAAGAAGCAGGACGAUUUAGGUCGAAAGAAAUUAUCCUUCGUUAAAAGAUUGUCGCAGAAGUCCCGCAAAGCUUGAAACGAUAAAGCAAAACAAUCUAACACUCCGCAAGCAUAAAGAGGCAAAGAAGGGAGAGAACGCCGACUCGUUCGUUGUAAAUAUGUUUAAUUUUUAGUACAGGGCGCAAUCGAAAUUUUCACCACGAAUAGCAGCAUCCCGAUAGGCUUAAAUUAAUGUAGACAAUUUUAUGAACACGCACACCAAGGCAAUGCAGCAAUUAUGCAAGCGCCCCAUAUCAAGGCCGAGAGGGUGACUGGCUGCUUUUUCAAAACCAGCUGUUUGAGGGGUAAAAUAAAACAAACAAACAAACAAACAAACAAACAAACAAAAAAACAAUAAAAGGAAGGAAUUGUUUGCUUUUUUCGAAAAUCAGCCAGCAAUCAAUGCCACAAUUCAAAUGGGAGCAGAAAA